AUGUUUUUCAAGAUUGUGUCCUUGAUUGUGUCUUCUCUUUUUGUUGUUACAAAUUCUGAAAACUUUGGAUUCAUUUACAAUGGGUUCAAUAGAGCAAAUUUGAGUCUUGAUGGCAUUGCACAAUUGACAUCAAAUGGCUUAUUAGAGUUAACAAAUACUUCUAGGCUACAAAAGGGGCAUGCUUUUUAUUCUACACCAAUUAAUUUCAAGAACUUGCAAAAUGGUUCAAAUUUCUCUUUUUCUACCACUUUUGUCUUUGCUAUUGUGCCUUCUGUUUUGCCUGGUCAUGGUAUGGCUUUUGUAAUUGCACCUGUUGGUGGUCUAGUAGAUGCACUUCCAAGCCCAUUUUUAGGCCUGUUCAAUGAUAACACUACUGGGAGAGUCAGUAACCAUGUUUUCGCGGUCGAGUUUGAUACUUUACAGAACAGAGAAUUCAAUGAUAUUGAUGGUAACCAUGUUGGAAUUGAUAUCAAUGGAUUGAAAUCCGUUGAAUCGAAGACAGCAGGUUAUUAUUAUGGUGUUAAAUUCAAUAACAUGACUCUUGCUAGUGGUCAGCCAAUGCAGGGUUGGGUGGACUAUAAUGGUAUGGCUAAGCAAAUAAAUGUAACUCUGGCUCCAAUGAAUGUAGCAAAACCAAAUGCACCACUUUUGUCAUUGUUGUAUGAUCUUUCACCAAUCUUGAAUGAAACCAUGUAUAUCGGCUUCUCUGGAUCGACUGGCUCGGUUGUUUCAACACAAUAUGUUCUAGGAUGGAGCUUUGAAAUGAAUGGAAUAGCUCAAGGUCUUGAUCUUGCUAGACUUCCUAAGCUUCCUCGAGUUGGACCGAAGAAACAAUCUAAACUUUUGCUGAUUGCUUUGCCAAUGAUAUCGGCAGUUGUUGUAGUAAUAGCCUUUUCUGUGUUGAUUUACUAUGUCGGAAGGAAGAGGAGGUUUGCGGAAUUGCUUGAAGAUUGGGAGCUUGAAUAUGGACCUCAUCGGUUCAAGUACAAAGAUCUUUAUAUCGCGACAAAGGGAUUUGCUAACAAAGAGUUGUUAGGUUGUGGCGGUUUUGGCAGAGUUUACAAAGGAGUAUUACCAACUUCUUCAAUUGAGGUAGCAGUCAAGAAGGUGUCUCAUGACUCAAAACAAGGAUUGAGGGAAUUUGUAGCAGAAAUUGUUAGUAUUGGUUGUCUACGCCACAGGAAUUUAGUGCCACUUUUGGGUUAUUGCAGGCGUAAAGGAGAGUUGCUUUUGGUUUACGAAUACAUGCCUAAUGGAAGUCUUGAUAAGUUCCUAUAUGACAAACCAAUAUGUGCUCUCAGUUGGAACCAAAGAUUUCGAGUCAUCAAAGGCGUAGCAUCAGCACUAGUCUAUCUACAUGAAGAAUGGGAACAAGUUGUAAUACACAGAGAUGUGAAGGCUAGUAAUGUGUUGUUAGACAGUGAAUUGAACGCAAAGUUGGGAGAUUUUGGACUAGCAAGAUUGUAUGAUCACGGGAGCGAUCCUCUCACUACACAUGUAGUUGGAACUGUAGGUUACCUUGCCCCUGAGCAAACAAGAACAGGCAAAGCCACAACCAUUAGUGAUGUAUAUGCUUUUGGUGCAUUUUUGCUUGAAGUGGCUUGUGGGAGAAGGCCAAUAGAUCCACGAGUAUCGGAUGAGGACAUUGUGUUGGUUGAUUACGUGUUUUCUUGUUGGAGUAGAGGUGAUAUUCUUCAAUCCAUUGAUCAAAAUUUGGGGAAUGAAUAUGUUAAAGAGGAAGUUGAAUUGGUACUAAAACUCGGACUUGUUUGCUCUCAGACAGAACCAACAACGAGGCCAAGUAUGAGGCAAGUUUUAAUUUACUUGGAAGAUAUCGUGCCUCCACCAUUGCCAGAGUUGUCAUUGUUACAAAGUUCUGCCCAUUAUUUUUCAUUUCCAGGUUUUGAUCAUCACUUGUCUAUGUCUUCAUCAUUUUCUCCAGAGAAAGUACUUUCAUAUCCCUCCACCGAUUCGAACUCUCUUCCAUUCACUGGUCCAUGA
Messenger RNA from Solanum verrucosum, 2001 nucleotides. RefSeq names its product L-type lectin-domain containing receptor kinase IV.1-like. Gene Ontology annotation, biological process: protein phosphorylation. Gene Ontology annotation, cellular component: plasma membrane. The record is from RefSeq and is a predicted model, not a curated record. The transcript has a single exon. Gene Ontology annotation, molecular function: ATP binding; carbohydrate binding; protein kinase activity. Bases 1 to 2001 code for a protein of 666 amino acids. NCBI's taxonomy places the organism in Eukaryota, Viridiplantae, Streptophyta, Magnoliopsida, Solanales, Solanaceae.